This is a messenger RNA of Lolium perenne, 1496 nucleotides long. Its product is annotated as serine/threonine-protein phosphatase 7 long form homolog. The record is from RefSeq and is a predicted model, not a curated record. NCBI's taxonomy places the organism in Eukaryota, Viridiplantae, Streptophyta, Magnoliopsida, Poales, Poaceae. Gene Ontology annotation, biological process: meristem maintenance; meristem development.
AUGAUUUCGAGGACUCUCUUUCCUGACAGUGGGGGGAAGCUGGCCCAUUGGUGUUGGCUGAAGGCGCUAACGGUGUUGGAUAACCGUUGGAGUUGGGGAACAGCGGCACUUGCCUACCUCUACCGGCAGUUGGACGAAGCUUGUCGCAGAACUGGGAGCAGGACUGGGAGCGGCGGUAUUGGUGGAUGCAUGCUCCUACUUUCCGUAUGGAGCUGGGACCGCCUAUCAGUUGGGCGGCCUAGGGUACUCAACGAGAGGCCAUGGCCUCAUUACCCUCACUUUCCUGAUCGGGAGCCCACUUGGGCAUACCUUUGGGACAAUGUCUCGGAGAUGUCGGGCGAUCCAAAGAUCAUGUACAUGCAGUACACUGCGGAGUUGGACACUCUUACCGCUGAGCAGGUGGAAUGGGAGCCAUAUGGUAGCUACUACCGUAUUGGCGCGUCGAUGACUGACCUCAACCACAAGUGCACGGAGGAGGCGCGGUUCUGGCGUAUGCGCUGCCCACUCAUAUGCAUGUGGCUUGUUGAACACCACCAGCCGCAAAGAGUGAUGAGACAGUUUGGGCUGUAUCAGGAGUGCCCACCAGUGUGGCAAGACACGGACAAGGCGCUUCAUAGGCUUGAUAGGCAGCGGCAGAGGAAGAUCACAAAUUGGCCAGUCCAUCAUAGCGGCCACAUCGCAGCGUUCCAACACUGUUUGCAAGCGGCACGAAAUGCUGGCCCUGAGCAGAUUGUGCCUCACAACUUCGCCGCUUUCAACAACUACCUCGAGUGGUUCCAUGAGAACACGCGUAUCGAGUUAGUUAAGCACGCGUAUCCUGAGGAGAUCUUGGACGACCCCAUCCAGUUCGAUGAGGUUGGGCAAAGCCAGCACGACAGCUUUGCUCGCAGAGGGAGAUCGACUUCUAUUGCUUCCGAGCUGAACUUCGUGCGGAAGGAGAUCGAAAAAACAGCUGAGGAGUGCGAGGUUAUGUGGGAGCAGAGCGGGAGAGAUGACAAGCCUGUCCGACCGUUGCGGUAUUUCAUUAAGAACACUGCACGAAAGAUGCGGCGGUUAGCCAGCUUGCUAGGUUGCCGGGAAGCCGAAAUCGCUACAUCUUCCUCUUCAGAAGAGCGGGAGAUUCCUGAGGACGAGCUAAUUCUGAGUCAAGGCAUACUUCCAAAGCGUACCUCGAAGCAAGCCUCACGGUCAGCUUACCAGUUGAAGCCAAGGGGCAAGGGUCCAAACCGGUACACUCCGGAAGAUUAUGUCAACCGAGGAAAGAAGGUUGUCACUGAGGAGGAUGAGGGGCCGCGGCGGAGAUCAGCUUUGUCGAAGAUGAGGAACGACGAGCCGUUCUCUUCAGAGGAGGAGGAGGAGGAGGAGGAGGAGGAGGAGGAGGAGCAGCAGGAGCAGCAGGAGCAGCAGCAGGAGCAGCCACGGCAGCGGACGAAGAGGAUGGCCGUCCGGAAGCAGCCCGCGAGGACGGCACGUCGAGGACGCUACUAGGAUGUGCC